AUGGUGAGUGCAGUAUAUCACGAUUAUACUGGUUUUACGAAUGUAACGACGUUUGCAGACGCGUAUCAAAAUUUUGAUCAAAUCGGAAGCUUGAACGCCCUUGAAAAAUUGUGGGGUGCUUACUAUCUUUACAUGGACAAUGAUAUUUUCGCCACUGGAUUGUUCUUUUUCUUAAUGCAUGAGAUUAUGUACUUUGGCAGGUGCUUACCUUGGGCGAUUAUCGACAGAAUUCCAUACUUCAGAAAGUACAAGAUUCAAGACAGCAAGGUUCCAAGCAACAAAGAGCAGUGGGAAUGCCUCAAGUCGGUUCUAAUCUCCCACUUCAUGGUUGAGGCUUUCCCUAUUUGGUUUUUUCAUCCUGUCAGUGCAAAAAUUGGCAUGGCCUUCGACCUCCCAUUUCCAUCUGUCUUCAAGGUUCUUUCCCAGUUGUCAAUUUUUUUCGUGAUGGAAGACGCAUGGCACUAUUGGUUGCACAGAGGUUUACAUCAUGGCGUAUUUUACAAGUACAUCCAUAAGCAACAUCACCGCUAUGCAGCUCCAUUUGGUUUGGCUGCUGAAUAUGCACAUCCAGUAGAGGUUGCUCUAUUGGGAAUAGGCACAGUUGGUCUUCCUAUGAUAUGGUGUUACUUUACGCAGGACUUGCAUUUGUUCACGAUUACCCUUUGGAUCUGUUUGAGAUUGUUUCAAGCAGUUGACGCCCAUUCGGGGUACGAGUUUCCUUGGUCUUUGCAUCACUUUCUUCCUUUCUGGGCAGGUGCUGACCAUCACGAUGAACACCAUCACUACUUCAUUGGUUCGUACUCGUCGAGCUUUAGGUGGUGGGAUUUUGUUUUGAACACGGAAGCUGGACCGAAGGGAAAGCAGCUGAGAGAGGACAAGAUGAAACUGAAGGCCGAAAAGAAGGUUCAGUAA
Messenger RNA from Metschnikowia bicuspidata var. bicuspidata NRRL YB-4993, 912 nucleotides. RefSeq names its product methylsterol monooxygenase (gene ERG25). Gene Ontology annotation, biological process: ergosterol biosynthetic process. Lineage: Eukaryota; Fungi; Ascomycota; Pichiomycetes; Serinales; Metschnikowiaceae. Gene Ontology annotation, molecular function: C-4 methylsterol oxidase activity; iron ion binding. The coding region runs from base 1 to 912 and encodes 303 amino acids. The record is from RefSeq and is a predicted model, not a curated record. The transcript is spliced from 2 exons.